AGUACAUACUACGGGCACGAUCCUCGGAGUAAGUCAAAAGUACAACCGAGCGGACCUCGGAGGUACGGUAUACAUAUCCUUAUUUUUUGAUGCUCACGAGCGUCGUCGGUGAAUGCAGUAACCGGUAAGGCGGGGGGCGGAUGACUUCGGUUGUGGCGACGGAGCAGGCGAUCGCGUCGCCGACCAUGGACUCCCAGCAGUUGGUGAUGGAGAGCUCGGGGGCCAACGCCGCUGUGGACAAGGUCAGCCCCAAGCCGAUGGGCAGCGGCACGCCGAGGCACAGCAUCGACGCGAUCCUGGGAUUGUCCGGGCGUAAGCGCCGCCAACAGGAGAUGGAGGCUCUCAGCGAGUUGCAGGACAAUUUGACAGGUGAAAACAGUUGCAACCCAACGGGAAGCGGCAGCGACGACGAUCUGCAGCUGAAUUGCGCGGACGACAACAGCAACGGGCCCAGCAAAAAGAAGCACCGGCGUAACAGGACGACCUUCACGACGUACCAGCUGCACGAGCUCGAACGGGCCUUCGAGAAGUCGCACUACCCGGACGUGUAUUCGCGGGAGGAGCUCGCCCUCAAGGUCAAUCUACCGGAGGUUCGCGUGCAGGUAUGGUUUCAAAAUCGAAGGGCCAAGUGGCGUAGACAAGAAAAAAUGGAAGCUGCAAGACUCGGGCUCGGUGAUUUUCAACGCGAAUAUCAGCACAGCGCCCUUAUACGGAACGUGGGCAGUGGCGCGCUGAGCUUAGCGGGGGACCCGUGGCUCCACCCGUCUGGUCUGCUGAACGCCCUGCCCGGCUUCUUGGCGGGGCCACAGGCGGGCUACGCGAGUUACUUGACGUCCCCCAGGCGUCUACCUUCACCCCCGGCAGUCGCAGUUGCCGGCAACAUACUCACCGCAGGCGCCCUGAGCGGCGGUAUGGCAGCGAGUCACGGAGUGCAGCCACCGGCGAGCCCCCCGGGGAACCACGACCCGCGCACCUCGAGCAUCCAAGCCCUGAGGAUGAAGGCCCGGGAGCACGUCGAGAGCAUGAGCAAGGACCUCCAGCACAUCGUGCGCGCCAGCAGCCCCAGCAGAACGGCGGCCGUCGGGCCGCGCGACGACGCUUUCGUGCCCGUGUCGUGA
Copidosoma floridanum is the source of this 1118-nucleotide messenger RNA. Its product is annotated as retinal homeobox protein Rx1. Lineage: Eukaryota; Metazoa; Arthropoda; Insecta; Hymenoptera; Encyrtidae. Gene Ontology annotation, biological process: positive regulation of transcription by RNA polymerase II. The record is from RefSeq and is a predicted model, not a curated record. Gene Ontology annotation, molecular function: DNA-binding transcription factor activity, RNA polymerase II-specific; RNA polymerase II cis-regulatory region sequence-specific DNA binding.